Molecule: messenger RNA, 5127 nt
Organism: Eurytemora carolleeae
Lineage: Eukaryota; Metazoa; Arthropoda; Copepoda; Calanoida; Temoridae
Product: sterile alpha motif domain-containing protein 9
Exons: 4
Coding region: 56-3124 (1022 amino acids)
Cellular component (GO): cytoplasm
Source: RefSeq, a predicted model, not a curated record
AUAUCCUACGUAAAUCAAACUUCAGUCAUGUGACUGCUUUGUUAAAAGGAGGAAAAUGGAGCCCAAGGCUAGGGCAGAUGAAAUGGAAUCCUGGACUUCUGCUGAAGUUCAACAAUUCCUGUUAAAGAUGAAAAUUAGUCAAAGAACCACCAGCAUGCUAUUUGAAGCUGGAAUUAGUGGUGUUCACUUAAACAACUUUAAUAACAAUGACUACACAGAUAUAGGAAUACCAUUAGCUGAUGCAUUAAUCAUCCCGAAGCUCAGGGACAAAUAUCUAAAGGGUGGUGGGUCUUCACAAAAUGAGGAGAGGCAGAUUCCAAGAAGAUUUGGAGAGCCUGUUGGGUCUAAGAUAAAGUACAAAAAUGGUUCCAUUUUGCCUUGCGAGAAUUCAAACUAUUCUUUAGAUGAACCUCUUAGAGAAUUCAAAGAAUUUUCUUUAGACACUCCAAUGUCUCUGGAGGAUGAGGAGAAUGCUUUCAUAAGUAAGCUGGGAAAAUUUGCCAAUGCUUGCAUCAAUUCACGCAAAAAUGGAACAAUAUACUUUGGAGUGUGUGACUCCAGGGGAAAACAUAAGCAUGGAGAGAUAAAGGGUGUGAACACCUCUCUUAGUUCUACAUCCAAAUAUGAAGACUGGAUAGAGAAACAUUUUAGAAAAAAUCCAAAAAGUCUGAAAAAUUGCAGAAGAGAUGAGCAAACCGCAUUUUUAACUUGCAUCAGUAUGUUGCAUGUUAUUGAGAUUGAAAACAAUGAUCGUGUUAUAUUAGAAAUAGAUAUUGAACCAAAAUCUUCAGUCUGUAAAAAUCUAAAAUUUAAGAUUAAUACAAAUAAAUAUCCAGAUGGAGUUUAUUUCAAAAGAGAGGGUACAUCAAGCAUUCCUCUAGUUCCAAAUAGCAGAGAAGAGCGUGAGUUUAUCAAAAGAACUAGUGUGAAAUGGGCUGAGGACAGAAUGAUACUAGAAUCGUGCAAACAAAUGCCUUCAAACAUUCCUCAGGUAUUGAACAAACUUCUUUGUAAAGGAGAACACAAGAUACUAGACGGGGUUAGUGAAUACCAUUACUUCCUGGUUAUAAAUAGGUUUUGUGAGGAAGAUUGCUGCAAAAUGACUGACUCUUCUGCUUUUGAAUGGGUAAAGCUGAUAAAUUGGAGGAUCAUCUUUGACUUUGAUAAAAGAACCAAGGAAACAGGAAUUUUGUCAAACUUUCAUAGGAAGCAUAAUACCCUGAUGCAGCCAAAUUGUUUGUCUUUAGAUGAGCUUCAAAAUCUUAUGCAAAAAUACAACCAUGGUCCACAUCUGAUGAAAGAUUUGGAAUAUGGUAAUCAAACAGUGCAUGUUUCAUGUGCAGGUUCAGAAAAAGAUUCGGAACAAUCUGAUUUCCUUCAAUGGCGUAGUCAAUAUUCCUCUCAGCUAAAAAGUCUUUUUGAAAUUGCAACAGGACCGUCCAUUUUAGCAAGUGCAAAACAGAUGAUAUUUGUCAUUUGUGCUUGCUCAGAUGAGGAAAGUAGGAAAUUUAAAUAUUUCUUGAAAAGCAUUUGCAUCAAACCUAGUUUACUGAAAGAGUUUUCAUUUCUCAGUCAAAGUGAAAACCAUCUUAAAUUAGUUCGAGAGACAAUAUUGGAAGAGUACGAGUCUGAUGAUGAGUCAAAGCUUAGUGGAUUUAUAGAAAAUUCGCUUUGUGUAAGUUGGGCAGAAGUAUCUGCUUUUGUAGAGAGAAGUCAAAACAUACCAACAGGAAAGAAGUAUGUCCGCACAUCCAAACAAUCAGACAUUGAGCUGAAACCUCACGUUUUGAAAAAGUUUGAAAAAGAUGGUUUGUCAGUUUUGGCUUCAAAUGAAUGUGAUGAGCUAAAAACACUAGGUGGAAAAGAAAUCACAGAAUUAUGUAAUAAAACUAUGAUAUCCUUUCUUCAAGGGCAAGAUGCAAGUUGGGAACUUUUUGCCUUUGCUGAAGGGAUGAGUACAUAUGCAUUGAAAGAAGCAAUUCCAUGUGGUUUAAUUGAUAGAGAAAUUGUUACCAGGAUACAAACAAAAAUAGUCAGCAGUCUCUCAAAUAAAGAAAAGUGCAUUGUACCUAUCAGCGUUGGACAUUUACCAGGCACAGGAGCCACAACAGCGUUAAAGCAGGUUAUGUGGAAACAAAGGUCUGAAUACAGAUGCAUGAUGGUGAAUGGAAGGAUCCUAGAUGAUAUAAAUAUCAACAAAUUGGCUGAUGAUAUCUUGGCUUUUAGAUCUUUUGGGGAGGAAGAUGCUGUCAUUAAAGGCAAUGAGAAAUUGUAUACUUGUCUUCCACUUCUAAUUUUUUUAGAUAAUUCAGACAAGGAAUCAGCUGAAAAACUUCAGAGAAAAAUACAAGACGAGAUUGAUUAUCGAGGAAUAAAGUUUGAGAUUGCAGUUGGUGUACUUCUGUAUGUGUGUACAGGAAAGUCAAAAGGUGCUUUAGCUCUGAAUGUUGAAGAACAUUUUUCUCCUGAAGAAAAGUUACUUUUUGAAAGCAAACUGUACCAGUUUGAAAAGUGCAUUGAAACCGAGGAUAUUAUCCCAACUGACAUGCUUGGAUUUCUGACAUUCAUGAACAAAGAUUUACCAGAUAAAUAUCAAGACUAUAUAGCUCGAGUAACUAAAGAAAUUAUAGGCCAGAUAGAUGGUGCAUAUCCUGCAGAGCUGAAACUUCUCAAGUAUCUAGCUGUUUUCAAAUGUUUUAAUCAAACAGGAAACAUCUCAGUAUCCCAUGCUAAGAUGGUGUUGGGAUAUGGAAUAAGUAAUAAUCCAAAAAUUGACUUUCUGCAGUAUACAUGCGAAUAUUUUAAGAUAAUAGUGAGGACAGAGACUGAGUUUGAGCUAGGCCAUGGACACUACUCUGUUUUAGAAAUAUCUCAUUUGCCUGUUGCUGAAGCAAUUUUGAACCAUUUCUUAGAUAAAGAAUCAUUGUUAGAUGUAAUGCUAGAAAUUCUAAACAACAAGCCAUUGGUGAAACAUAGAUUUCUCCAAUCUAAAUUUAUCAAUGACCUCUCAGAAAUGGCUACAAAAAGAAGAUGGAGUCCUGUUGGUCCUGAUUCUGAAAAAGAAAAGGAUAUGAUAAGAAAAAAAAGAAUCAUUUUCUCCCUUAAUUAUCAGACUAAAAGAUGACAGAAAGCAAGAUGCAAUAACAUUACUGAAAGAGUUUAUGCUUUCCAUUGAACAAGUCAGUAAUUUGCCAGUAGCAAAAUACAUUGCUAAUCUCAAUCAGACAUUGUCUAGGUUACAUCUGGAUUACAAGGAUUUUGAGGAAGCCAAAGUAUUUGCUAAAAAGGCAAUCAGUUUAAACGAAUAUUCUUCAGCUUACCAUGACACUGUUGGGCAAAUAUUUAAGUGGGAAAUAGCAACUUAUUUAGUUGUCACCAGUGAAGUGGAGAGCAACAAGAUUCUUGAGUUAGCAGUGGAGGCUGUUAACAGCUUCAGAAAGGCACAAGAUCUAGCUAAUCUCAACAAAUCACCAGUUCUUCAAGUAGAAGCAGAUUCAGAAGAAAUUAAUGAUGAUGAUACCUUCCCAGUCAGGUGUUCUGGAUACAAGGGAGAAAUACAGACAAUUCAUACAGGAAUAAAUAUAAACUGACAAUGUUCACUUAAUAUUUGCUGAUGAAAUUUUCAAAAAAGUCCCUGAUUCCUUAAAGAAUAACUUUAAAGAGUUUAUAACUGGAAAAUCUGUCAGCUUACGUAAAACCACUGUUGAAGAAACAGAUAUUGAUGUUGAAAAAUUUGGAAAAUUCAUGCAAAGUUUUUUCGAAAGAUCGCAAUUUUGCUUAUCAAGUAUUUUAAAAGACACAGACUCAGAGAGGAUACAAAAUUCAGCAAUUAUGGAGAUGCUCCCAAAAUGGUGCAAAAAACAGCAGCAUUUAUUUGUUGAAAAUGGAUUUAGCAAACUUCCUGCUUUUCUUCAGAAGACAACAACAACACAAAGGAAGAUUAAAGCAAUCAAAGAAUACUGCAAUCUCAACAUGGUCAGUUUUCUUUACUAUGUUAAAGAAAUGAAUAAAAAAGAUGUACUCUUAAUGAGAGAGGUUUUUUCUGAAACACUUAAACUUGCAGAAAAAAAUGACCAUUUUCUUGAUAACUAUAUAAGCUUAUGCAUGCUUAAUGCUAACCUACCCACCUUAGAUAACCCUAUUGUACCCUUUCAAAAAGCCUGCAAGUUAAGUCAUGACCUAGCCAGCAUAACUAAUGAUGAGCUUUUACAAUAUGAAACAUUUUUCUGGUACAUUGCCCUGCAUUGGCCAACUCAAAAAGAGUUGGAAGAGAGGAAACAAUGUAGAACCUAUGAUGAGGUUAAGCUUCUUAGCUGUAUUCAAAAGCUAAAAAAGCUUCAGGAUGAGAGUGCAUUCUUUUUGCAGAAGAGGAAAGAAAUUCAAAAGCAGCACAUGCGACACAAUCCGAUUUUUACCCUUAAAAAUGAAAUUGGGUUUGAAAAGCUAGCCUCUUCUUCAAAUAAUGUGGUUUACCCUUUGGCAAGAUUACCAGGAAAAAUCAAGGAUAAGAGUAACUUGGAAUAUGUUUUACCAGGCAAUAAAACUGUCACCAUCAGAGCAGCAAACUUUAGGUACAAUCGAGGAAGUUCAGCCCAAAAUGUAAAAUUUACACUUGGGUUCUCUCUAGCUGGACCUGUUGCCUACCAAAUAGAAAGAAGUUCUGAUGAGAUUCAACGAUAUAAUGAUUUUGGAGAAGAAUAAUAGAAGGUAUGCUUCAAGGAAGGGGGUUUCUGUGGAUUAGACUAACAUCUACUGUUUUACUCUACAGAGGUUUGAUUCAUCGCCAUCACCGCAUUUUAAAUAAAUUAAUAAUAUUGUCAAGAUUUUUUAAAACAGAAUAAAAUGGAUAUUCUCAUGCUAAGAUUUAUCCCUUGGAAAAAGAGAUAAUAUUGUUUUUAACCUUUGUGACAGAAACAAUCUCAAGAACUGACGAGGGUCAACCCAGACCGAAAUAUAUUUUCAAUAAAUGUGGAACUAACAUCUACUUUUUUACUCUACAGAGGUUUGGUCCAUCACCAUCACAGAAUUUUAGAGAUAAUAUCUUUUUGGCACCUCAGAAAACUUAAAGGUUAAUUGAACUGCUAUUUAAUUGCUAAACUUGCUAAAUAAAAUGCUUUAUGAAGUAUA